Messenger RNA from Parastagonospora nodorum SN15, 375 nucleotides. RefSeq lists its product as hypothetical. The transcript has 2 exons. NCBI's taxonomy places the organism in Eukaryota, Fungi, Ascomycota, Dothideomycetes, Pleosporales, Phaeosphaeriaceae. The record is from RefSeq and is a predicted model, not a curated record. Bases 1 to 375 code for a protein of 124 amino acids.
AUGUCGUUGCUAUACACCGUGUGUUUUGACUUGAUUCUCGGUUACAACGUGACGUUGCCUACUACACUGGCGAGCAUCUGCACCUUACGUUUUAUGCUACCAAAGAGGCGGCCCACCAGUCUUUUGAACAUGAUUCCAUAUCCGUGCCAUCAAACCCGGCAGCAUUACAACAACACCAAUCUCCAUCCGUUUCGCAAUACCCGCAGCACCAUUCCACCCGUCUUCAUCGCGCUCGCACUCGCCACAGCUCCAGAGCCUAUAGGCGUCGACAGCGACCCAGUCAUCGAUGAUGAUGUCGAGUCAUUUGGGGGGAAUAUCAAUCACACUGCACGAAGCUGUGGCAUGGCCGGCUGGGAGAUCAGAAGAUGUAGCUAA